This is a messenger RNA of Eruca vesicaria subsp. sativa (arugula), 1956 nucleotides long. Lineage: Eukaryota; Viridiplantae; Streptophyta; Magnoliopsida; Brassicales; Brassicaceae. The record is from the annotation of a GenBank genome assembly.
AUGGCGAGGAGAGUGGAGGGAAGGAAUAGUUUUAGGUGCAGAGACUUCUUUCUAUGUUCGCUACCAGUGGCAUUCAUCAUGGCGGCGUGUCUCUACCUUCUAGUUUCCUUGUCCAUCUUCGGCUUCUACACUCCUCAAAUCCCUUCUUCCUCUGAUAGUAAACAGAGUAACUUCUUCGACAAGAUGCUUGAUGCUCUCAAUGGUACUAUUACUACAUCGGAUUCGAAUCCUCUGAGCAUCGAAGCAAUCAGGAAGAAAGAACCUUCUUUGUCAUGGAGAGUAGAGGACGAAGUUGCUUCUUCUUCUGAGGAUCAAAUGGUUAAUAACUUUCCUCAUGAGACCUGGACAAGAGAAGGAGGAGACCAAGUGUUGAACGAUACACCAGAGAAGCUGUAUCAGAGGAGGAUGAGACAGGAAAGAAGAGAGAAACGUGCACAAGAGUUGAUGAAUCCUAAGAAUCUAGAAGAGCUUGAGAAGGCAGCAAUCGAACGUACCAGGACCGUUGAUUCUGUAGCAAUAGGAAACUUCAGCAUCUGGAGAAAUGAUUAUCACAAGAGCAAGAACUUUGAAGAUCUGUUGAGUCUGAGGCAAGAUCAAAUCAUUAUGGUGCGAGUUUACACUACACUAGCCAACAUGACUAACAAUCUCGCCUUGCACGAAGAGCUAGAAACACAACUAGCUAAGAUGGAGGAAGAAGAAGAAGAAGAAUCAAUUAGUAUUGAUCAAGAGCAGAGAGUUCUUGAAACCAUCAGAGAUAUGGGACAGCUUUUGGGUAGAGCAAGGCAGCAGCUAUAUGAUUGCAACUUGGUGACAAUUAAGCUGAGAGCAAUGCUACAAACAGCUGAAGAUGAACUCCUCUCAACACAAACUCAUACUACUUUCUUGAACCAGCUAGCUUCCAAAUCAAUACCAGACACUAUCCAUUGCUUGACCAUGCGCUUGAAUCUAGAGUACUCUCUCCUCCCUGCACCCAUGAGACAUUUCCCAAGAAUGGAGAAUUUAGAGAAUCCAAAUCUUUACCACUACACUCUCUUCUCUGAUAAUGUAUUGGCUGCAUCAGUUGUUGUCAACUCUACAGUCACUAAUGCACAGGAACCUUCACUGCAUGUUUUCCACCUUGUGACUGAUAAUCUCAACUUUGGAGCAAUGAGUAUGUGGUUUCUGAUAAACCCUCCCGGAGAUGCAACGGUUCACGUCCAAAGGUUUGAAGAUUUCGCUUGGCUGAACUCAUCUUACUCACCGGUUCUGAGACAGCUAGAGUCAGAAGCUAUGAAGAAGUUUUAUUUCAAGACGGAGAGAUCGGAGUCUGCUGAAUCAGGAGCAGAGAAUCUCAAGUACCGGUACCCUAAAUACCUCUCAAUGCUCAACCACUUGAGGUUCUACAUCCCCAAGAUCUUCCCAAAGCUGGAUAAGAUCCUGUUUCUUGACGAUGAUGUGGUUGUUCAGAAGGACUUAGCUCCCUUGUGGUCGGUGGAUCUCAAAGGGAAAGUGAAUGGUGCUGUAGAGACAUGUGGUGAAACUUUCCAUCGGUUAAAGGCUUACUUGAACUUCAGUGAUCACCACGUUUCUGAGAAGUUUGAUCCGGAGUACUGUGGAUGGGCUUAUGGGAUGAACAUCUUUGACCUUAAAGAGUGGAGGAAGCACAACAUCACAGAGACUUAUCACUUUUGGCAGAACCUGAAUGAGAACAGGACUCUAUGGAAACUUGGAACAUUGCCACCGGGGCUUAUAACGUUCUACAAUCUGACUCUACCGCUGCAGAAGAAAUGGCACUUACUUGGAUUGGGUUAUAACAGAGAGAUCGAUGUGAAGAAGAUUGAGAGAUCAGCAGUUAUACAUUUCAAUGGACACUCGAAGCCGUGGACAGAGCUUGGGAUAAGCAAGUAUCAGCCUUAUUGGACAAAGUACACCAAUUUGGAUCAUCCUUACAUCUCUAGUUGCAGGCUGUUCGAGUGA